Molecule: messenger RNA, 3037 nt
Organism: Tauraco erythrolophus (red-crested turaco)
Lineage: Eukaryota; Metazoa; Chordata; Aves; Musophagiformes; Musophagidae
Source: RefSeq, a predicted model, not a curated record
UUGCUGACAAGGCCGCCUACCUGAUGGGUCUGAACUCAGCAGACCUGCUCAAAGCCCUCUGCUACCCCCGAGUCAAGGUUGGGAAUGAAUACGUGACCAAGGGUCAAACCGUGCAGCAGGUAUACAAUUCAGUGGGUGCCCUGGCAAAAUCUGUCUUUGAGAAGAUGUUCCUGUGGAUGGUUGUUCGCAUCAACCAACAGCUGGAUACCAAACAGCCCAGACAGUACUUCAUUGGUGUCCUGGACAUUGCUGGCUUUGAGAUCUUUGAUUUCAACAGCCUGGAGCAGCUGUGCAUCAACUUCACCAACGAGAAACUGCAACAGUUCUUCAACCACCACAUGUUCGUGCUGGAGCAGGAGGAGUACAAGAAGGAAGGAAUUGAAUGGGAGUUCAUUGACUUUGGGAUGGACCUGGCUGCCUGUAUUGAGCUCAUUGAGAAGCCCAUGGGCAUCUUCUCCAUCCUGGAAGAGGAGUGCAUGUUCCCCAAGGCAACUGACACCUCUUUCAAGAACAAGCUCUAUGACCAGCAUCUGGGCAAGUCCAACAACUUCCAGAAGCCCAAGCCUGCCAAAGGCAAGGCUGAGGCCCACUUCUCCCUGGUGCACUACGCUGGAACAGUGGACUACAACAUCACUGGCUGGCUUGAGAAGAACAAGGAUCCCCUGAAUGAAACUGUUGUGGGGCUGUACCAGAAAUCAUCCCUGAAAACACUGGCCUUACUCUUUGCCUCGGUUGGUGGGGCGGAAGCAGAGAGUGGUGGCGGUGGCAAGAAGGGCGGCAAGAAGAAGGGUUCUUCUUUCCAGACUGUCUCAGCUCUUUUCCGGGAAAAUUUAAACAAGCUGAUGAGCAAUCUGCGGAGCACACAUCCCCAUUUUGUGCGAUGCCUCAUUCCUAAUGAAACAAAAACACCUGGUGCCAUGGAACAUGAACUGGUGCUGCAUCAGCUGCGGUGUAACGGUGUGCUGGAAGGGAUUAGAAUUUGCAGGAAAGGAUUCCCCAGUAGAAUACUCUAUGCAGAUUUUAAACAGAGGUACAAGGUGCUUAAUGCAAGUGCCAUCCCAGAGGGGCAGUUCAUUGACAGCAAGAAGGCUUCUGAGAAGCUCCUUGGAUCCAUCGAUGUGGACCACACACAGUACAAAUUUGGUCACACCAAGGUGUUCUUCAAAGCUGGGCUGCUGGGACUCCUGGAAGAGAUGAGAGAUGAAAAGCUGGCACAGCUCAUCACUCGCACACAGGCCAUGUGCAGGGGUUACCUGAUGAGAGUGGAGUUCAAGAAAAUGAUGGAGAGAAGGGAGUCCAUCUUCUGUAUCCAGUACAAUAUUCGUGCCUUCAUGAAUGUGAAGCACUGGCCCUGGAUGAAGCUCUUCUUCAAGAUCAAGCCCUUGCUGAAGAGUGCAGAAUCUGAGAAGGAGAUGGCCAACAUGAAAGAAGAGUUUGAGAAAACCAAGGAAGAGCUUGCAAAGUCUGAGGCAAAGAGGAAGGAGCUGGAGGAGAAAAUGGUGGCCCUGCUGCAGGAGAAAAAUGACCUGCAGCUGCAAGUGCAGGCUGAAGCCGAUGGUUUGGCUGAUGCUGAGGAAAGAUGUGAACAGCUCAUCAAAAACAAAAUCCAACUGGAAGCCAAAAUUAAGGAGGUCACUGAAAGGGCUGAAGAUGAAGAAGAGAUGAAUGCUGAGCUGACAGCCAAGAAGAGGAAACUGGAGGAUGAAUGUUCAGAGCUGAAGAAAGAUAUUGAUGACCUUGAGUUAACACUGGCCAAGGUUGAGAAGGAAAAACAUGCCACGGAAAAUAAGGUGAAAAACCUCACAGAGGAGAUGGCAGCCCUGGAUGAGACCAUUGCCAAGCUGACAAAAGAAAAGAAAGCCCUCCAAGAGGCCCAUCAGCAGACACUGGACGACCUGCAGGCAGAAGAGGACAAAGUCAAUACACUGACCAAAGCGAAGACCAAGCUGGAGCAGCAAGUGGACGAUUUGGAAGGGUCCCUGGAGCAAGAGAAGAAACUGCGCAUGGACCUUGAGAGAGCUAAAAGGAAACUGGAAGGAGACCUGAAAAUGAACCAGGAAUCCAUAAUGGACUUGGAAAAUGAUAAGCAGCAGCUGGAUGAGAAACUAAAGAAGAAAGACUUUGAAAUCAGCCAGAUCCAGAGCAAAAUCGAGGAUGAACAAGCCCUGGGCAUGCAAUUACAGAAGAAGAUCAAGGAGCUGCAGGCUCGUAUAGAGGAACUGGAGGAGGAAAUUGAGGCUGAACGUGCCUCUCGGGCAAAGGCAGAGAAGCAUCGUGCUGACCUCUCGAGGGAGCUCGAGGAGAUCAGCGAGCGCCUGGAAGAAGCAGGAGGGGCUACCCCACCCCAGAACGACAUGAAAAAGAAGCGCGAGGCAGAAUUUCAGAAGAUGCGCCGCGACCUCGAAGAGGCCACGCUGCAGCACGAAGCCACGGCUGCCGCCCUGCGGAAGAAGCACGCGGACAGCACAGCUGAGCUUGGGGAGCAGAUCGACAACCUGCAACGAGUGAAGCAGAAGCUGGAGAAGGAGAAGAGUGAGCUGAAGAUGGAGAUUGACGACUUGGCCAGUAACAUGGAGUCUGUCUCCAAAGCCAAGGCAAAUCUGGAGAAGAUGUGUCGCUCCCUAGAAGAUCAACUCAGUGAGAUUAAGACAAAGGAGGAAGAACAGCAACGCACAAUUAAUGACAUCAGUGCUCAGAGAGCUCGGCUACAAACAGAAUCCGGUGAAUAUUCACGUCAGGUGGAGGAGAAGGAUGCUCUGAUUUCUCAGCUGUCAAGAGGCAAGCAGGCAUUCACCCAACAGAUUGAAGAACUCAAGAGACACUUAGAGGAAGAGAUAAAGGCCAAGAACGCCCUGGCCCACGCCUUGCAGUCUGCUCGCCACGACUGUGACUUGCUCCGGGAACAAUAUGAGGAGGAGCAGGAAGCCAAGGGGGAGCUGCAGCGUGCCCUGUCCAAGGCCAACAGCGAAGUGGCCCAGUGGAGAACCAAAUAUGAGACAGAUGCCAUUCAGCGCACGGAGGAGCUGGAGGAGGCCAA